Molecule: messenger RNA, 2541 nt
Organism: Carica papaya (papaya)
Lineage: Eukaryota; Viridiplantae; Streptophyta; Magnoliopsida; Brassicales; Caricaceae
Source: RefSeq, a predicted model, not a curated record
CUGCGGAUAAAAAUGGAACGUUAGUAGUUGGGAGUGGACGAAAUUGAAGGCGUCAAUUUUACCUUGAAAAUUUACAGACGACGACGACGAGGUCACAGGAGUAAAUCACUUCACUCUCACUCGCAAACGACAACCUCAUUUGUGCCUGGUGAUUGUUAUCAGAAAAGUAAAGAGACAUGGAGGGGGAAGACGAAGCUGCCAUAGCUAAGACGCUGAGCGUUAACAAGGAUAAGGAAGCGCAAAUGCAGGCACAGUCAAGCCUUUACGAAGCGUACAGUGAGCUUCACGGGCUAGCACAGGAGUUGGGGACGCCAUUCCAGGCGCCGGCGGUGCUGGUCGUCGGACAUCAAACGGACGGCAAGAGCGCUCUGGUCGAAGCCCUUAUGGGCUUCCAAUUCAACCACGUCGGUGGCGGUACCAAGACUCGCCGCCCUAUUACCCUCCAUAUGAAGUACGAUCCUGACUGCCACCUUCCUGUUUGUCACCUUGUCUCUGAUGAUGAUCCCACAAUUGCUCACCACAAAACCCUUGCCGAAAUUCAGGCGUAUAUUGAAGCUGAAAACAUGAGGCUUGAGCGAGAAACGUGUAAUUUCUCAGCCAAGGAAAUAGUUAUCAAAGUGGAGUAUAAGUAUUGUCCAAAUCUUACUAUCAUUGACACUCCAGGUCUCAUUGCUCCUGCUCCAGGCCAAAAGAAUCGAGCAUUACAGGGCCAAGCUCGAGCAUUGGAGUCCCUUGUUCGAGCAAAAAUGCAGCAUAAAGAAUUCAUUAUAUUAUGUCUUGAAGAUUGCAGUGACUGGAGUAAUGCAACCACUCGAAGAGUGGUAAUGCAAGUUGAUCCUGAGCUUUCAAGAACAGUUAUUGUUUCAACCAAAUUGGAUACAAAAAUUCCCCAGUUUGCACGGUCGUCUGAUGUGGAGGUUUUCCUUUCUCCACCUGAAUGUACACUUGAUGGCUUCAUAUUGGGUGACGCUCCUUUUUUCACGUCUGUGCCAUCAGGACGAGUUGGGAGCGGACACAAUUCAGUGUAUGAAUCAAAUGAUGAGUUCAAACAGGCUAUAUCUCUGCGAGAGAUGGAAGAUACUGUAUCUUUGGAAGAUAAGCUAGGGCGGCCAUUAUCAAAGAAAGAAAGAAGUAGAAUAGGUGUGAGCAGACUUAGGUUAUUUUUGGAAGAAUUACUACUAAAAAGGUAUAUGGAUAGUGUUCCUUUGGUCAUUCCACUUCUUGAAAAAGAGUAUCGAUGUACAACAAGAAAGCUACAUGAUAUAAACAAGGAGCUCAGCUCUCUAGAUGAAGUAAAGUUAAAGGAGAAAGCAAGAAGAUUUCAUGAUCUUUUCUUGACCAAGCUGUCAUUGCUGCUGAAAGGAACAGUUGUUGCUCCUCCAGAGAAAUUUGGUGAAACACUGCAGGAUGAAAGAACAAAUGGAGGAGCAUUUGUUGGCACUGAUGGUCUACAAUUCUCGCACAAGCUAAUUCCUAAUGCGGGAAUGCGUCUUUAUGGAGGGGCACAAUAUCAUCGUGCAAUGGCUGAGUUUCGUUUUGUGGUUGGCGGAAUUAAAUGUCCUGCAAUUACACGGGAAGAAAUUGUGAAUGCAUGUGGUGUUGAAGAUAUUCAUGAUGGAAUGAACUACUCAAGGACGGCCUGUGUGAUAGCAGUUGCAAAGGCCCGCGACACAUUUGAACCUUUUCUUUGUCAGCUGGGAUGUAGGCUCUUGCACAUCCUGAAGAGGUUAUUUCCUAUUGCUUUGUACCUUCUUCAGAAAGACAGCGAGUACUUAAGUGGCCAUGAGGUGUUUCUCAAGCGUGUUGCCUCUGCCUUCAGCAGCUUUGCAGAAUCCACCGAAAAAGCUUGCCAUGAAAAAUGCAUGGAGGAUUUAGUGAGCACAACUCGCUACGUCACUUGGUCCCUUCAUAAUAAGAACCGUGCUGGUUUACGUCAAUUUUUGGACUCAUUUGGUGGAACAGAACAAUCUGCUACUGUGGGUAAUUCAGUACCUGUUGGUCUUUCCCAGGAGUCAUCUACUGGGUCAGUUGUCUAUGAGAAGCCUGACACUAAGUCAAGGACAGAGGUAAAGCUCAGUCAUCUGGCUUCAGGCACGGAUUCAAAUUCUUAUAUUCAAACAACAGAAACAAGGCUGACUGACCUUCUGGAUAGCACACUCUGGAAUCGGAAACUUGCUCCUUCAUCUGAAAGGAUUGUUUAUGCUCUAGUACAACAGAUAUUUCAUGGCAUACGAGAAUACUUCUUGGCAUCUGCUGAACUGAAGUUCAACUGCUUUCUUCUAAUGCCAGUUGUGGAUAAGUUGCCUGCUCUUCUCCGUGAGGACCUUGAAUCUGCUUUUGGAGAUGACUUGGAUAAUGUUUUCGAUAUCACCAACCUUCAUCAAUCACUGAGCCGACAGAAGCAAGACACAGAGAUUGAGCUCAAAAGGAUAAGGAGGCUAAAAGACAAAUUCAAGAUGAUAAAUGAGAAGCUCAACUCACAUCGUAUUGCUUCAAGUUUGUUGACCACUUCAUCAGAGUGAUUCACAGUCCAUCAUAAAA